ACAAGUUGCAGAUUACAACAGGUGACCAGCUUUGCUGCAUACAAGGAUUUUCCUUAUGUAACAGCUGGUUAGCACAACAAGUAAAAAUGCUAACCAUCUUGGAGAGGUGCAAAACUCUUAAUCUUCUUAGAGAAAAAGUGAAAUAUAAAUGAAACUCUCCAGCCAACCAACAGAAUCAGUCCACUCCCCCUUGUCCUUGUUAGAAAAAUUUGCUGUCAGAGCAAACAGUACUAUAUUGAUGGCUGGUGGAUAGUGAAAAAGCUCAACACAAGCAGCAUUUGCAAUGUGAACAACCAAGACUACUGAAAUGUUGGCACCAGUUUUUGCAAACAGAUCAAGCUGGCUGGAAGAGGACAAUGGAAUCUGAGUUGGCCUCUAUAGCCAUUACUUUUUGUUUGGACUUUGAGACAUUCCAUCUAUCAACACCAGGUCUGAGGGCUGGGCUUGUCUCAUUUCUCAGGUUUGUAAACAAACAGGUUGUUGUUUCCAAGCAGCUGUUUGCUGGCAGUAAGAAAUGGUUCCAUACAUUUAGAAGGCAUUUGGGACAUACUAUUCCCCAAUUCCAUUUUUUAAAUUGUUUGCGGCUAAGGUGUUAAAAUGUCUAUGUAGUGGGUUUGAGAGACAGCGAGAAAGAAUUGGAAAGCUCCCAUGGGUUUAGGAGAAGGAAAGGGAGAGGCUUUUGAAAGUAACAAUUCUUUGGCAGAAGCAGAGGCAAUGAAUGAAGGAAAGUUGGCUGGGAUCCUGGAUAAGAUUCCAGGUUAUGUUAUUUUUUUCUGUGUUGCUGCAUCAUUUCCUGCGAACACUGCUUGCAUUUCCUCACAACUCGAGACAAUCAAGGGAAUCAAGGAAUGUGAUGAGAGGCGUGUUCAUCUCAGCAGAGAAAGCCAAUCUGUUCAUUGGACGGCAGCUCCUAUACAACAGAUUUGACUUUGAACUAUUAACCCAAGGAAAUCUUAAAAGGGAAUGUUAUGAAGAACAAUGUAAUUUUGAGGAAGCAAGAGAAUUUUUUGAAGACACUGAACAAACAAACACUUUCUGGAAUGAAUAUACAACUAGGGGGCCUGGCUCAAAGACAGGUGGGCAAGCACUAGAGAAGAUGGAUGUUAUAGGACUUUUGACUGGGCUUAUUGCAUUUGGAGUGCUACUGGUUAUAACUGGAUUACUAAUUUAUUAUCUAUGCCAAAAAAGGUGCAAACCAACACUGACAGGGCACCCAAGCUGCAGGAGGCACAACUCUUCCAUCAUCUUUCAAAGACGUGAAGAAUUGCCCUUAACGUCUCUCUCUCCGCAUUCAGAACAUAUAGGACUGCCAACUUAUGAACAAGCCGUGGCACUCAGAAGCAAUUACGAUGCUCCACCGCCACCAUAUCCAGGCCCUCCAGGAGGUUUUAAAAUGUUCAAGAAAUCAUUCUCACUUCCUGCUCCUUAAUUAAAAAGCAUGGCUUGUGCAAUGGUUGAGAAUUACUCUUGUCUAAAAGAAGAUGUAUUGCUGAAAUGCUGCAGCAUUGUGUUCACUUCAGGAGCCUUUCACGGUAUGAAAGGGAUAUAGCUCUUCAGCAUGCCGAAGAGGAAGUGAAGUGUGUCAGGUGAACAAGAAAACCAUCCUUCUGCAAUGGAUGAAAGACUCCUUUUGUUAUGCUUCUCUUUAGGUGCUAAGAACUGUAUUGAACUUGGCUGACAUGCAUUUUGAGCCACUCACUGAACUGAUAUACCACUUUUCCUGUCCCUCAGUUUCAGCUUCAGUUUUAAAAAUACAGUUGUCAAUUGGUGUUUUUAAUUAUCAUUGCAAUAAGUGAUAAAAUAGGAAUGGCUGUAUGCUUGCUCUAAUCUAUUUUCAGUCACAAAGAAAUAAAUAGCAGCCUGUUAACAUUUCAGUUCCCAGAAUACUCCAAACAACUUUUAAUCUACAUUUUCCACUUUAAUGGUCUACCAGCAAACAGCUCUAAAAUUAUAGCCCUGUGUCAGCACACUUUCUUUUCUUUUGUCACUCAAUACCCAUUAAAUUACAGAUCUUAAGGAUGAGACCUGUUGAUUGCCUUUUAUGUUUGUGAAUAAGAAAUGCUUUAUCAGACUAAAGCUCCAUUUAAUUUAAUACUCUGUCUGAAGCAAUAGCUAGCCAGAGAAGCGCUUAAGAGCAGGAAGGGGGAAGCUCCUGUCAAGACUAGCUUAGACAAAUCCUAUGAAACCAAAACAUUCAUUCACAAACAACCUCUAAAAAUCUUGGCCCAUUAUAUUAUUGGAACAAAUCAAGUUCAGCCUGAAAAUUGAGGAUGGGAGUUGGUAAAAUAUUCAGUGCAAAAAUACAAUUUAAAUUACAGAAGUUUUAAAAUUCUUUAUAAAAUUGAGUACCAACAUUUGUAGGUUUGACUUUUGCAGAUUUUAUUAAACACGGGUUAUUUGCUGUUGCCUCUGCUGCUGCCCAACAAUAUUUUUAA
Sceloporus undulatus (fence lizard) is the source of this 2435-nucleotide messenger RNA. RefSeq names its product proline rich and Gla domain 4 (gene PRRG4). Gene Ontology annotation, molecular function: calcium ion binding. NCBI's taxonomy places the organism in Eukaryota, Metazoa, Chordata, Lepidosauria, Squamata, Phrynosomatidae. The record is from RefSeq and is a predicted model, not a curated record. The transcript is spliced from 6 exons. Gene Ontology annotation, cellular component: extracellular region. Bases 719 to 1429 code for a protein of 236 amino acids.